Knipowitschia caucasica is the source of this 213-nucleotide messenger RNA. The record is from the annotation of a GenBank genome assembly. NCBI's taxonomy places the organism in Eukaryota, Metazoa, Chordata, Actinopteri, Gobiiformes, Gobiidae.
AUGCGAACCAAAUUACAACAGGAGAUGGCGCUGGGAAGUCGCUGCAGACAGGGGAUCUCCACCUGUCCAGGGUUGAUGAUGACUCAGUUACGAGUGGGUCUCCUCAACAUCACCGUUCCAAGUCAAGGAGGCCCCCUCUUCAACUACCCCCAGGAGGACCUUUCACCCUACACUGUGGAGAGACCAGAGAGUAAGAGGGUCGGGAUCAGAUGA